This is a messenger RNA of Arabidopsis lyrata subsp. lyrata, 1348 nucleotides long. Its product is annotated as transcription factor MYB104. The record is from RefSeq and is a predicted model, not a curated record. Lineage: Eukaryota; Viridiplantae; Streptophyta; Magnoliopsida; Brassicales; Brassicaceae.
UGAUAUGCGUAUUUAAUGAGUUGUGUUUUAUAGGUAUCGACGAAUUGUUGCACAAAAAGAGUUUAGUUUCCAUUUUUUAAUUACAAAUUAUGUUGGUUUUGAUUGCUAGAAAGAAUUCUUAUACUCAUGCAUACUUACAUAUGAAACUCACUCAUGAUGGGUAAAAAUUCGCCAUGAUUCAGGAUCAAGCGUAUGAUUUACUAACAAUGAAGAAAAAUUAUACUAUAUGGAGACAAGAAGAAGACAAACUUUUGAAAGAUUAUGUUAAUCAACAUGGUGAUGUAACUUGGACUGAUGUUCCAAAACACACGGGCCUUUCUCAUACUGCUAAAAGUUGUCGUUUUCGUUGGCUGAAUUAUCUAAGGCCAGGCUUGAAAAGAGGCCCCUUUACGGAGGAGGAAGAGCAACGUGUUAUUGAACUCCAAGCUGUUUUGGGGAACAAAUGGGCACAAAUGUCUAAAGAAUUGCCUGGUCGAACAGAUAAUGAGAUAAAGAACUUUUGGAACGUAAUUAGACGUAAGAAAUUGAAACGACUUGGUUUACCAGUUUACCCUGAUAAAGUUCGAAAGCAGGCGAUAAGUACAGCAUUACGAAAUGGUCUAAAGAUUGAUUUAUUGGAUGCUCAAGACUUGUUGAUGGUAGAUAACGUCGAGAAACCUGACGCGGCACUCAAUAACUUGCCACUCAAUCAAUUUUCUUCAUACUACCAGUCAAUGCUUGCCAAUGUUCAGCCUAGGGAACCAGAAACCACAUUUCCUUUCACAAAUGGGUAUGUCAUGAACGAGCAAAACCCUAACCUCUUGAAUUAUCUUUCCGUGGAUAGCACUCAAGAACAAUUACCUGACAUCCAUUUGUUUGGCAAUGCUACAUGUUCUUCUCCUCCUAUGCCUCUCAUUCACGGGGUUGGGAACUUGGAGCUCCCUUCAUUCCAAGGAUUUAAUGCUCAUGAAGUGCCUAGCAGUUUUGGAGCAGAACAAUAUAACCCAAUGAUGAAUCUUGAGCCAGACAACACUUUGGUUCAGCCCCCUUUGAUAGGCCAAACACCAACAGAUUUCCCAUCAUCAUUCUAUGAUGAAUUGUUGGAAUCAGUUGUUUAUGGUUCAGUAGGAGAAAGACCGAAAACCGAUACCAGCUCGGAGCUCCCACCUUUUCCGUCCUCCCUACUUAGCCAUACCGAGGUUACACCACCCAUUGCAAACACAAUUGAUUUGGGUUUUGUUGGUUCAACUUCUUCAGUUGAGAGAAACACAACAAAUGAUGACGAUUGGAUAAGAGAACUUCUCGAUGAUGAUACUUAUAACACCAAGUAGAAGAGGUAUCUUUGGAAGGUAUAACGCAUAAAGGAUAU